This is a messenger RNA of Saccharomyces mikatae IFO 1815, 1290 nucleotides long. It is a transcript of the gene PCT1, whose product is annotated as choline-phosphate cytidylyltransferase. Gene Ontology annotation, molecular function: choline-phosphate cytidylyltransferase activity; phosphatidylcholine binding. The transcript has a single exon. The coding region runs from base 1 to 1290 and encodes 429 amino acids. The record is from RefSeq and is a predicted model, not a curated record. NCBI's taxonomy places the organism in Eukaryota, Fungi, Ascomycota, Saccharomycetes, Saccharomycetales, Saccharomycetaceae. Gene Ontology annotation, biological process: CDP-choline pathway. Gene Ontology annotation, cellular component: nuclear envelope.
AUGGCAAACCCAACAACUACAGGGAAGUCCUCAAUUAGGGCUAAGCUUUCUAGCUCCUCGCUAUCAAACCUAUUUAAGAAAAAUAAAAAUAAAAGGCAGCACGAGGAAACGGAAGAGCAGGAUGAUGAGCAUCAAGAUGAAGGGAAGCAUCAAGAUGAAAAUAAGGACAUACAACUCACUCCCCGGAAGCGUCGCCGGUUGACGAAGGAGUUUGAAGAAAAUGAGGCCCGUUACACUAACGAACUGCCUAAAGAAUUGCGCAAAUAUCGUCCAAAGGGUUUCAGAUUCAAUUUGCCUCCGACGGAUAGACCGAUUAGAAUCUAUGCUGACGGUGUUUUUGAUCUUUUCCAUCUCGGCCACAUGAAGCAACUAGAACAGUGUAAAAAGGCUUUCCCUAAUGUAACACUAAUAGUCGGUGUGCCUAGCGACAAAAUCACUCACAAGUUAAAAGGUUUGACUGUACUGACCGAUAAGCAACGUUGCGAAACUUUGAUGCACUGCAAAUGGGUUGACGAAGUCGUGCCAAACGCUCCCUGGUGCGUUACUCCAAAGUUCCUACUCGAGCACAAAAUCGAUUACGUUGCUCAUGACGACAUUCCUUACGUGAGUGCUGACAGCGACGAUAUUUACAAACCAAUAAAGGAAAUGGGCAAAUUUUUAACUACUCAAAGAACCGAUGGUGUAUCCACAAGUGAUAUCAUCACAAAAAUCAUCAGAGACUAUGACAAAUAUUUGAUGAGAAAUUUUGCAAGAGGGGCUACCAGACAGGAAUUGAAUGUUUCUUGGUUAAAGAAAAACGAGCUAGAGUUCAAGAAACACAUUAAUGAAUUCAGAUCGUACUUCAAGAAAAACCAAACAAAUCUGAAUAACGCCUCUAGAGAUUUAUAUUUCGAAGUGCGUGAAAUCUUACUAAAGAAAACUUUGGGUAAGAAACUCUACUCCAAGUUAAUAGGCAAUGAAUUAAAGAGACAAAAUCAACGGCAAAGACAACAGAAUAUUUUGGAUGAUCCGUUCACCAGGAAACUAAUCAGGGAAGCCUCUCCUGCCACAGAAUUUGCCAACGAAUUUACGGGCGAGAACCCUACUUCUAAAUCAGCAAAUGGAAGUGGGAACAUUUUCAGCCAGGACGAUGAUGAUGACACGAAUUCCAAUAACACAAAUACGAAUUCAGAAUCUGAUUCUAACACAAACUCAACACCUCCGAGUGACGAUGACAAUGACAAUGACAAUGACAAUGAUAGGUUAACUUUGGAAAACCUCGCUCAGAAAAAGAAGCAAUCUGCCAACUGA